UUAAGAAAAUAAAAUAGGACGAUCAAAGAAUUAAAAAAAAAGAAGAUAGAAUUUGGAUUGGAUUGAAACAAUCUUUCCUCGGAAUUAGGGGUUUAUUUUCCAUUAUAAUUCAUACUAAUUGUUAAGUAUUUCAAUUUCUUUUCAAUCUUCCUUUGCAAGAGACUCCAUUCUCAUCAUAUCUCUCUCAACAAACACCCAUUUUUGUAUACCUUCAAAAUCAUUCGACCCUCAAAAAAAAAAACAAAGGAAAAUAAUAGACCCACUAAAAUAUCCGUCUAUUUCUUUAGUACCUUCCAUUUUUGUAGGGUUUAUUUACACGUUUUUCAAUCGUUAUGACCACGGAAAGAUCCAUCUUUUCUUUGUUGUAACUGGUGAAUUUGUGGGGUUUUGUUAUUUAAGUAGUUGAGGAAGAGAUGGGUAGAGGUAGGGAUAGGGAUAUUUCAAGGUCUAGAUCGAAGUCGCCAGCAUAUAGGAGGAGAUAUUCGCGGUCACCCUCAUCGCCUGUGGUGCGCAGACAUAGCCGCAGAAGCAGGAGAGAUAGAAGCAGAUCUCCUUAUUCGUAUAGCAGGUGAUACCCAUUUGCUUAAAUUGAUUUAUGGAUUUGACCCUUGUGUUGAUGUCUCUGAUUUGUAUGUUUUAUGUACAAGGAUUUGUUGUUUUAUUCUAAUAAAGCUCACAUGUGUUUGCUGAUUCAGUUACAGUUUGUUCAGGCAAUGUCUACGUGUUUGAUUCUUGAAAACUGUUGGUUUUUAUCUGCCAUUUAUUGGAUGGACUUGCUGCCUUGCUCAAAAAGGAUUUUAGGAUUUCGUAGUGACAAUGUUGGUAUAAGAUGUGGCGGGAUUGAUGAUUGAUUGUUUUUGCUUGUAUUUUAAAGACUUUAAGAGGAACUUCUAGUGAUUGGAGAAUUCGUAUAGCACUAAGUUGUCCGCCUACUGUCGGGUGAUACUAAGUUUCAGAACUUUAACCCUUCUUUUGACAAAAUGCCUCAAUUUUCAUUUCAUUUGUUCAGUUUCUUUCAUUGGAUAUUUCUCCCCCGAGGACAUAGGGGGUGCAGAUGUUUUCGUGCUUCUUCUGCCACUAUUGACUUCAUUUUGUUCAGAUUGGUAUUUGCUCAUCAAAAUCCACUAGUUCUCUGUUUUAUGAGUUGGUGGAUUUGAACAAAAUCAAGUUAUGUACUUGUCAAAAUUGGCUUGUUGCUUCUACUAAGAGUUUUCAAUACUUGUGAUGACCAUAGUUAAAUUCCUUGUGAUUCUUGCUGUAAUGUGUUGUAUUGUAAGCUGGUGUUUGUGCUGGUCAGCUGCAAAUUUUAGUCCUCGGUCAGACUGCAAUUCUGAAGAUACGCAUCAUCCUAAUGAGUAGAGUUAAUAAAUAGAAACCUAAAUGUAAUACCUGGCGCAAACUAUGUUCUUCAUUGAGGAAAUAAAAGAAGUAAUUGCUUCCCUUCUUGGGAAGCAAGCAGGUCAUGGGUGCUGGUGAGUGUCCAUUGGUUGCUCGAUUGUGAUAUUAGCUGUUCCUAUGAUAAAAGACGGAGCUCGAGUUUAUUCUUUGCAAUUCAUGAGAAGACGAAGUCGUUCAUCGUCCCCAAGGCGCCGCAAAAGUCGUUCUCCAGCCACCAGACGUCAUAAGAGUCGCUCUCCGAGGAACCAUAGGAGACAAAGAAGUGGGAGUAAGUCAUUGUCUCCUAUUGGUAAAUCACCUGGUUCAAGUAUCGGAUCGAAAGAGCAAAAGGAUAGCAGUGAAAAAAAUAGACUUGAUGAAGAGGAGAAGAAAAGGCGUCAAGAGGAAGCAGAACUGAAAUUAAUAGAAGAAGAAACUGCAAAAAGAGUUGAAGAUGCAAUUAAGAGAAAAGUUGAUGAAAGCUUGAACACGGAGGAGAUCAAGCUUGAAAUUCGAAGGCGACUAGAAGAAGGUAGAAAGAAGCUUGUCAAUGAAGUUGCUGCUCAACUUGAAAAAGAGAAGGAAUCUGCUCUUAUUGAGUCAAAACAAAAGGAGGAACAAGCUCGAAAAGAGAAAGAAGAGUUGGAAAGAAUGCUUGAAGAGAAAAGGCGAAAGGUGGAAGAAGCUCAGAGAAGAGAAGCUUUGGAGCAGCAAAUGAAGGAAGAACACCGUUAUAGAGAACUGGAAGAGCUCCAAAGACAGAAAGAAGAGGCUUUGCGAAGGAAGAAACAACAAGAGGAGGAAGAGCGUGCAAAACAAAUGAAAUUGUUGGGAAAGAACAAAUCGAGGCCAAAACUGUCGUUUGCAUUGGGUUUGAAAUGAUUAAAGACUUUGCCAUCAUGGUCAUUAUCGUGUUGAUCAUCGAAAAGCAAUUGGUUUUUCAGUAGAGGCUGGGAAAACCAAGUUUUGUUGGAUACUUCCUUUUUCCUUUUCUUUAUGGUCCUCUAUUUUAUCUGUAAUCUGAAGUACUUGGCGAGUAUAUUUCCUUCAUCGUUGUUGGCUAAAUCAAUGUACUGUUUUCAACUGAUGUAAUUUAAGGGCAACAUUUUUAGCAA
Messenger RNA from Capsicum annuum, 2492 nucleotides. RefSeq lists its product as uncharacterized. Gene Ontology annotation, cellular component: nucleoplasm; mitochondrion. The transcript is spliced from 5 exons. NCBI's taxonomy places the organism in Eukaryota, Viridiplantae, Streptophyta, Magnoliopsida, Solanales, Solanaceae. The coding region runs from base 1516 to 2259 and encodes 247 amino acids. Gene Ontology annotation, molecular function: cadherin binding. The record is from RefSeq and is a predicted model, not a curated record.